Molecule: messenger RNA, 1982 nt
Organism: Rubroshorea leprosula
Lineage: Eukaryota; Viridiplantae; Streptophyta; Magnoliopsida; Malvales; Dipterocarpaceae
Source: the annotation of a GenBank genome assembly
GAAACCCAAAAAGUCCAGCCCACCUUCCUUCAACCGCCUCCGGCAUCGGUCAUCCUUCCUCUAUAAAUGCCCUCGACGAGUCUUUCCCAAGUAUUCCCAUUCCUAGUAAUUGGCCCAACGGAAGGCCGAAAUUUCCGAGGCAUAGUCUAGUUCUACAUUUUUCUUUCAAUCACAAUUUUACCGAGAAACAAACAGAGUUCGGAAAACUUACCUCUCUUGAAACCUUCGAUCAAAUGCCGAGGAAAGGAAUGAGGAGUCUCUGCUUUCAGUCCCCAAGGACACCGUCGUUCUCAAUUUCUCGCAAUUCUUUGUCAACUCCUCAACGGAGCUUUUCAGAAUCCAUGAUUGAUCAAACCAUUGACCGAGCGGAUUCGAUCAUCAUGAAAUGGAAUCCAGACACAUCAAGUUACGCCAGAGUUACGUCUCUCUUCUACGAGAACAAAAGAGAGGCGAUGCAGUUCUUGAAAUGCGUUAACGAUUUGCAAAAGGCGAUGCAUUUGUUAGUCUCUGAGGAUUCAGCAUCGGAGAAGCUGAUUCAAGCGCAAAACCUUAUGCAGAUUGCGAUGAAGAGGCUCCAGAAGGAAUUCUACCAGAUUCUUUCCAUGAAUCGGGCUCACUUGGAUCCUGAAUCAGUGUCCACGCGGUCAUCGCGCACCUCGACAAGAUCAAGUAUAUCGGAUUAUGACGAUGAAGGUACGCCAGACGAUGAUGAGAUUCGUGCAGCAGGUGAUUCGAUCACCGAACUCGAGGAAGUUUCCUCCAUUGCCAUGGCGGAUUUGAAAUCAAUUGCAGAUUGCAUGAUCUCCUCCGGUUAUACCAAAGAAUGCAUACAAAUUUACAAAAUCAUCCGGAAAUCGAUUAUCGACGAAGGCAUUUAUCGGCUCGGAAAAUCACCGCCGCCGUUGAAAAUGUUCCGCGUACUCGAUAUGUACACGGCAAUUUCAGAAUACUGGCAAGAUAUUGAAACGAUCUUCUCUUUUGAAUCAACCUCCGCCAUCCGAUCACAAGCUCUCAACUCGCUCAUUCGACUCAGUGAGUCAGUUCGCUCGUUGCUUGCGGGUAUUGAAUCCUCCAUUCAAAAGGACUCGUCAAAAGUACUGGUUCCUGGUGGCGGCGUGCAUCCUCUGACACUCAACUCCAUGGAUUCUCUCACUCUCCUCGCUGAUUACAGUAACGUCCUGACCGACAUUUUUAUGGAUUGGCCACGACCGGCGAAGUCUUCAUUACCUGAAUCAGAAUUUGAUAGUCCAGAAUCUGAUGAUUCUGCAGAGUCGCCGAUCUCCCUGCGCAUAGCGUGGUUAAUACUUGUCCUUCUCUGCAAGCUCGAUGGAAAAGCAAAGUACUACAAGAGCGCAUCUAUGUCAUAUCUGUUCUUAGCAAACAAUCUCCAGCACGUAAUCUCCAGAGUCCGUACCUCAAAUCUCCAAUACAUGCUCGGCGAGGAGUGGAUUACGAAGCACAACGCCAAAGUGAGGAAGUUUGCCGCAAAUUACGAGCGGUUAGCAUGGGGACAAGUGUUCGCAUCUUUACCGGAGAAUCCGACUGCCGUGAUUUCACCAGGAGAGGCCAAGGAGUACUUCAGGAAAUUCAAUUCGAGUUUUGAAGAAGCGUAUUGGAAACAGAAAUCGUGUGUCGUACCGGACCAGAAGCUCGGAGACGAUAUAAAGGUUUCGAUCGAGGGGAAGCUAGUGCCGGUGUACCGGGAGUUCUAUAACACGCACAGGUUAACGGCUGGAGGAGAGAGGAAUGCGAUGCUUUUUGUCAGAUUUGGCCCUGAUGACGUGGGAAAUCAUUUAUCAAAUUUGUUCGGAGCGGGUAAUUCAAAAAGUUGAUCAGCCUCAGCUUCGACGUCGUCUCGUCGACGCGGCCUCCACGAUCUCCGUUGAGGACUUGAGAAUUGAGAUUACUGUGUAUAUUUUUUUAUAAAAAAUAAUUUAAAGACGAAACUUUUUUUUAUACAACUAUAAAUAUUAUUUAAAUAA